This is a messenger RNA of Penicillium chermesinum, 1122 nucleotides long. RefSeq lists its product as uncharacterized. The coding region runs from base 1 to 1122 and encodes 373 amino acids. The transcript has 5 exons. Gene Ontology annotation, molecular function: oxidoreductase activity, acting on the CH-OH group of donors, NAD or NADP as acceptor. The record is from RefSeq and is a predicted model, not a curated record. NCBI's taxonomy places the organism in Eukaryota, Fungi, Ascomycota, Eurotiomycetes, Eurotiales, Aspergillaceae.
AUGAAUUCCGGAGCCGAGGCACCCACUCCUCGAUUUGCCUGGAAGUGCAUCAUGAAAUUCGCAAUUGACCACAUUCUAGCUGUUAUCGACAGCACAAUUUUGAAUCCCGUAGUUUCUGCCCUUAUACCUAUAGGCCUCCACUUUACGACCAUUCAUCGUGUCAUUUUCCAACAUUCCGAAAACUCUAUAUUCCGCCUCCGUAUUGCCCAUCUGCCUUUGAUCCAGAAAAAUGCUCUGUAUCUUCUCGCUGCUGGCGUGCUAAUUCGGCUCAACCGGUACUUCAAUCAAAGAGCACUGAAUAAUGGCGUGUCUGCCAAAUUUGAAGCCUCUAAAGAGAUCAUAGUCGUGACAGGUGGUGCAGGUGGCUUUGGAGCAGAGGCGACGAAGAGGCUUGCUUCUCGUGGAAGUAAAGUAGUCGUAUUGGAUGUACUUCCAUUGACUUACGAUAAGCCACCUAAUGUCCACUAUUACAAAGUGGAUGUUACCAAGUACGAAGCCGUACAAGCGGUUGCAGAAUUGAUCCGCAAGGAUGUUGGAGCUCCUACAGUGGUAAUUGCCAAUGCUGGAAUCUGCCGUGGCAAAGGAAUAUUGGAGGCACGUCCAGAAGAUAUUGAAAUGACCUUUGCUGUAAAUAACCUGGCCAUUUUCUGGUGCGCCAAGGUUUUCUUGCCUUCUAUGGUCAAAAACAAUCAUGGACACUUUUUAAUCACUGCCUCUCAAGGUGGUUACGCGUGUGCAGGUAAAAUUGUUGACUAUUCAGCGACCAAAGCUGCAGCUAUUGCGAUCUAUGAAGGGUUACAGACGGAACUUAAGCACAUACAUAAUGCACCUGGUGUACGUGUUUCCGUCAUCAGUCCAUCUGUUGCGCAGACGAGGAUGUUUGAGACAACCAAGAGCCCCUCGAACUUUAUACUCCCACGUCUAGAGGCUUCUGAUGUUGGCCAGAAAAUGUGUGAAAUCAUAUGGAGCGCCAAAUCGCAGGAAGUCCUAAUACCAGCUGCUGCUUAUAUCGCUGUUCCAACAAGGAGCUUACCAACUUGGAUGAGAGUCGGCCUUCAAAACACCGCAGCUACGUCGUUCUCAGAUUUCAAACCGCAUGAUCCACUCGCAUUGGGCAAGUGA